Molecule: messenger RNA, 1222 nt
Organism: Tetranychus urticae (two-spotted spider mite)
Lineage: Eukaryota; Metazoa; Arthropoda; Arachnida; Trombidiformes; Tetranychidae
Product: homeobox protein engrailed-1-B-like
Biological process (GO): neuron differentiation; multicellular organism development; regulation of transcription by RNA polymerase II
Cellular component (GO): nucleus
Molecular function (GO): DNA-binding transcription factor activity, RNA polymerase II-specific; RNA polymerase II cis-regulatory region sequence-specific DNA binding
Source: RefSeq, a predicted model, not a curated record
AAAGAGUUGCUCAGUACGUAGAUAAGAUUUAUUGUAACUUUUGACUUUUGCUGUUUUGAGCUCAAACUAACUCUUGUUAUAGUCUAUGGUGAAGGUUGUCCUGUUCUCCUCUCACCCUCAACCUUAUCUUACCUUUUCAUAGUUCUGUUGACUUUGUUCGUUGCUUAUUUAAUCAAACAAACAUGGUUUCAUCGGUAUUCCCACCCACUAACCCAAUCAAAAGUUUAAAAUUUUCAAUUGCCAACAUUUUAUCACCUGAAUUUUGUAAAUCGACAUUGCUAAAUGAAAUAAAGACAACAACCAACGUCAUCAAUGUGAACAAUGGAAGCAAAAAACGGAGACACACCGAAAGUGAAAGCUCUGAAAGUGAAACAUGUGCAAGGAAAAAAGUUUCCUGUGAAAUAUCUGAUAGCGAAUCUUCAAAUAGCUCAUCAUUAAACACCCAAGAAGGAAACAGUUCAUCUCUACUAUCAUCACCCAACUCAUCCUUGCCCGCUUGGGUUUACUGUACUCGAUACUCGGAUAGACCGUCUUCAGGUCCUAGAUCGAGAAAGCUAAGAAAAAAGGAGAAAAAGUCUGAUGAGAAAAGGCCUCGAACUGACUUUACCGCUGAACAAUUGCAACGAUUGAAACAAGAGUUUCAAGAUAAUAGAUAUUUAACCGAGAAACGUCGUCAAGAUUUGGCUCGAGAUUUAAAGUUGAACGAGUCACAGAUUAAGAUUUGGUUCCAAAAUAAGCGGGCAAAGAUUAAGAAGGCCGGUGGUCAACGGAAUCCAUUGGCUUACCAUUCAAUGGCUCAAGGGUUGUAUAAUCAUUCCACUGUACCAAAGCAAGUUGACGAAAUCGAUGGUGAUGAUAUUGAUUAUGAAAAGCUAAGAAAUUAACCAAAUUUACCUUAAUUCAAGUCUCAACAUCUCAUCAUUGAUUUCCCGAUCAACUUCUCAAAUCAUUAUUCUUUAUUUUUAAUUUAUUAUUACAAUUCAUGACGAUUAGUUCAUCAUCACUUCAGUAAAUGUUAACUUAUGUGAUUUACAAUCUUCAGUGGAAAUUGAUUGGAAAAAUUAGUGAUAACCCUUUUUACAUACUCUGCAUAACUCUUUAUUCAGCAAUGCAUCAGAAUAAAAAGUAAUUAACAAUCAACGAAAUAAUCUUGUGUUCUGAAUAAAGAUGCUCUUUAACGCGAGAGUUUUUGUCUUAUUAAAGUGAGUUUUGGUCAUUUGAA